Molecule: messenger RNA, 1089 nt
Organism: Closterium sp. Naga37s-1
Lineage: Eukaryota; Viridiplantae; Streptophyta; Zygnematophyceae; Desmidiales; Closteriaceae
Source: the annotation of a GenBank genome assembly
AUGGCGGACGUAGAUUACCCUCGAGUCGCGCGUUCCCUCGUCGUUCCUCACUACGCGCUGCGCGCUCACGUUUGUACCACGGCGUGCCUCCUCCUGCUACUCCUCUACUGCUCACCGACGUCGGCUUUCCGGCCCAUAUCGAGGCAGAUCGUAUCGAAGCUGCCUGCUCGCCGCGGAUCUUCCGCGCGGAUGGUUCCGCCUCGCGUGGUGCAAUUUCUCGCUGCGCGGCGGGCGGAGAGAGCAUCCGCGGGGGGACGCAGAGGCGGGUACUACAGCCGGUCAGCGAGUUCAGCGGUGCGCGCAUCAUCCUCCGCAGCCGCGCCGCAAGCUUCGGCGGUUACCACGGCGGCUCUCACGGCGAUCUUCACGGCCGCGCUGCUACCUAUCCCGGCGAAGAAGCCGAACGCGUGCACGUGGCCCGGCGUGAGUUGUGCCGCUAACGGCGGCGCUGUUGAGCAACUAUACUUCGACGACUACAUUGACUUCGACUCACCGCGGCCUCCCCCACGCACGCCUCGCCUUUGCAACAGUACUGCGCGCGCACCAUCCCCGCCUCCUGCCAGGGCGAUCAAGCCCUCUCCUUCCUCACUUACUCACUACUAUUUCUUCCUAUUUUCCUGUCUCUCCCCUCCCUGCUUCUCGUCCCUCGCCCCAUCAUCCCCCCCAGGCACCACCCCCGCCUUCUGCAAGGGCGAGGACCCAAUGUUUUACCUCAAUCUCGCCUUCAACGCCCUCUCCGGCCCGCCCAACCCGCUCUCCUCCCCCGCCUGCGCCGCCUCCCUAGAAUAUCUCAACCUUGCCUCCAACCGCCUCUCCGGCCCCAUCCCCGCUACAAUCAGCUCCUUUACAAACCUCACGCGCCUCCGCCUUGAUAAGAACACCCUCACGGGAGCGAUCCCUGCUGGUGUGAGCAAUAUGAAACAGCUGCGGGGACUCGGAUUGUCGUAUAACAACCUAUUGGGGAAAAUUCCCGCGGUUUGGCCGGCAAAGUCCCUCGCCCUGCCUUUCCUAACCGCCCCACCCAUGUCCUCUCCCCACCCCCUCUCCCUUUCACUGGUCUGCUCCUCCUGCCAAACUCUCUCGCUCUGA